GAACUGACUGACUUACAAAGGGAUCCUCCUGCUCAGUGUUCUGCAGGACCUGUAGGUGAUGACUUAUUCCACUGGCAGGCCACCAUCAUGGGCCCGAAUGACAGUCCUUUCCAAGGAGGUGUUUUCUUCCUGACCAUCCACUUCCCGACAGAUUAUCCUUUCAAGCCCCCAAAGGUUGCUUUUACUACCAAAAUCUAUCACCCUAAUAUCAACAGCAAUGGCAGCAUCUGCCUGGACAUCCUGAGGUCCCAGUGGUCCCCAGCAUUGACUGUGUCCAAAGUUCUCUUAUCCAUCUGCUCACUGCUCUGCGACCCCAACCCUGAUGACCCACUGGUGCCAGAAAUAGCCCACACCUACAAGGCCCACAGACAGAAGUAUGCGUCCUCUUUGGGUUGGCUUUGUGUGCGGCUGCCCAGGUUCCCACGGACAUCUUCCUGCCCAAGCCAAGCCCAUAUACAACAGACUAGCAAGAGAGUGGACACAGAAAUAUGCUAUGUAAGUGCCUCGAAGGCUCCAUGGGAGACACUGUCCAAGAGAAGCUUGCCAGGCAGAGUGGCCAUCCUGUGAAGCUCUGAGCUAUUGGCUAAGGCACUCACAGAACAUCCUACGUUCAUACAUGUGUUGACCACUCACUUUCUCUGGCUGCAGCAUGUUGGUGCCACUUUCAGCCAUUGUGGCCCUGACAGCUUCCCACCUUUGAUGCCAAAUCAGCAACCAUCGUUAUGAUCUGCAGUCUUCCUGGUUACUAGAAUUGGUCUAUGCCCAGCUUGUCUGCUUGUCUCUGGGGAAUCAAGCCAUGCAUGCCUCCCCUACUUGUCCUCAAAUGGUGCCACUAGUCACCAUGGCACUAUACAGGGGCCCAGUCUGCUCCCUAACCACAUGCCCUUUGCCUUUAGAACACAGUGCUAUCCAGAGGGCCCAGGGCAGAAUGGGCUUUCUCCAUACUCUUGUCUGCCACAGACCCAUGUCCUCAGGAGUCCAAGUGUAUCCUGGAGGCUCCUGGAAUUGGGACAGCAUCACACGAAAGUGCUUCUGCUGCCUUCCGCCACCGUCCUCUGUAGUGCUAUAUGCUGCAUUUCUCUCCUCACACCAAAUAGCAAGUGGGGAACAUCAGGAUCUAUAAAGCAUGUAACACCCCAAGAAAGAGCGAUGACACCAUCAGACGUGGAGAGAUCGGG
Cricetulus griseus (Chinese hamster) is the source of this 1178-nucleotide messenger RNA. The record is from RefSeq and is a predicted model, not a curated record. Lineage: Eukaryota; Metazoa; Chordata; Mammalia; Rodentia; Cricetidae.